GUGAUCGAUCUUACAGCUCAUGAAGACCGCGAUACGGAAAUGACUUCGACUUUGGCUGCAAGUUCUGUGGCAGGCACAUCCCGCUCAGGGGCUAAAACAGUUUCAGGCGAAUAUGCACGAAGUUCGGAUACCACCAAUGUCACUCUUCGUUUUGAUUUGCCCCGAGUAACGGAGACUUGGCAUCAGCUUGGGGAACAGCUAUCGAAGAAUCUGAGGGCUAACGUACCAGCUGUGGGACUUGAAUCCUUCUUAGAGGUUGAUGCUGGACUGACCAAUACGGAAGAUGAUGAGAAAGCGACAGCGGCUCUAUCUCGUACCAUUGGCAAGGAGGACUUUGAUACCAUGAAAGUGUUAGGCCAGUUCAAUUUAGGAUUCAUAAUCGCCCGUAGGCAGAAGUCGAUGGAAGCGGAAGGCGAUUUAGAUGAUUUAUUUAUCAUUGAUCAACAUGCUGCUGAUGAGAAGUACAAUUUCGAAACGUUGCAACAGACUACGGUCAUUGAAUCACAGAAGCUCUUCAGGCCCCGGGUAUUGGAGUUGAGUGCAGCAGACGAGCUGGUUGCUGUCGAGAACCUCGAAAUUCUCCAAAGGAACGGCUUUGACGUGCAAGCUGACGAUGCCACUUCAGGACCUGGAUCCCGGCUUCAGCUACUAGCUCAACCAGUCAGUAAAAACACGCAGUUUGAUAUCAAAGACCUAGAGGAACUAAUUCAUUUACUGCAAGAUCGCCCGGCCGGGACUAUGGUCAGAUGCUCAAAAGCUAGGGCGAUGUUUGCGAUGAGAGCUUGUCGCAAAAGUAUUAUGGUUGGCAUGCCACUGACUCACAACCAAAUGACGUCGGUCGUUCGACAUAUGGGGACAAUGGAUCAACCAUGGAACUGCCCCCAUGGAAGGCCCACUAUGAGACACCUAUCGGAUCUGCGUAAUAUCCGAGAGGGAGAGCGGGUUGAGCGAACGAUAGACUGGGCAAUGUCAAUGCUCUGACUGUCCUUGAUAAUCGAACUGCUUCAUAGUUCAUAAUAUCUGCUUCUUAUCUAAAGUAUCUUCCAUUAUUAUAUAUAGAUCACAUCUGUGCGAACAUAUUUUGUACCUCGUUCAUGUGGAGCUUGACACUAAUCUUACUAUCACGUUUUCUGAUGACCCACGUUAGUUUGCGUUGACGCCACAUUCAGCAUCUUGUUUCCUGCCAUACCCUUGCGAUACUGAUGUCUAUUCACUCACUCAAGCGAGAUCAAACUAAUCUGGCAUGGGACAAUAGGUAUGGACUCUUCUUGAGCAAUGUGAGACUGGUCUGAUCACUAGUCGUAGCAUACCUCCCGUCAUCCACAUCGCUUCUGGUGACACGGUCACCUUUGACUGCUUGGAUGCAUCAAAUGGUCAACUUACGGCAGACUCGACCAAAGACACAGUUGGCACUAUAAAUCUAUCACUAUUUGACCAGGUAAACGGCCCUGUCUAUGUUCGUGGUGCUACUCCAGGGGAUACCCUGCAGGUGGAUGUCUUGUCAAUCGAGACGGGCGAUUGGGGUUGGACAGCAGUGAUCCCUGGAUUUGGCCUGUUGGCUGAUGAAUACACUGAGCCAGCCCUGAAAAUAUGGAAGAUAGACCAAAGUAAAGGGUUUACAUGGUUUGACGAGGCGAGGGGAAUGAAAAUACCGCUGCGACCAUUCGCGGGCGAAAUGGGAGUUGCACCGGGAAAGAGUGGAGCAUUCUCAACUAUACCCCCGUAUUGCACGGGAGGCAAUAUUGAUACGAGACAUGUGACGGUUGGGUCCACUCUGUACCUUCCUAUUGAAGCCGAAGGUGCACUGUUCUCCAUAGGGGACGGUCAUGCUGCCCAAGGAGACGGAGAGGUUUGCGGCACUGCUAUCGAGACGCCAAUGAAAGUGACAGUUCGAUUGACUGUGCGGAAAGAUAAGCCCUAUACGAAGACCCCGCAUUUUAGUUGUACCUCUGCUGCUGCACCUGAGGGCAUUGAUUACUAUUGCACGACUGGUGUUAAUUCAGAUAUCAAGGAAGCCACACGAGCAGCUGUACGCAACAUGGUCGAGUACCUAACUAACGAAUACAAUCUGGACAAGGUCGAGGCGUAUAUGUUGUGUAGUGUUGCCGGUGAUCUGAGAAUGCACGAAGUGGUCGAUAUGCCGAAUUACGUGGUGGGGAUGAUGAUGCCGAAAUCUGUUCUGGGGCAUUGACCACGAGGAUUUGAUCCAGGGCUGGCCUCGAAUCGGCCAGUCCUGGAUGUUGAAAUGUGUUGUACUAGUUAAUAGGCAGGCUGUGCAACCGGGCCCUAUGAAAGGAAUUAAUACACCGCAGUAAGACAUGAAUCAUUUUAGCUAUCAAAUGGUAUCAAGCCAAGCAGUAUAAGUGGACGUUUGAUGGCAAGAUCAUUUAACAGGACAUGUACAUAUGUCUUUUCCUGCACUUGCUGCAAAUGUAGUACUAAUCAUGU
Messenger RNA from Serpula lacrymans var. lacrymans S7.9, 2448 nucleotides. RefSeq lists its product as uncharacterized. Gene Ontology annotation, cellular component: MutLalpha complex. Lineage: Eukaryota; Fungi; Basidiomycota; Agaricomycetes; Boletales; Serpulaceae. Gene Ontology annotation, molecular function: ATP-dependent DNA damage sensor activity; ATP hydrolysis activity; ATP binding. The record is from RefSeq and is a predicted model, not a curated record. The transcript has 11 exons. Gene Ontology annotation, biological process: mismatch repair. The coding region runs from base 40 to 981 and encodes 313 amino acids.